Messenger RNA from Xiphophorus couchianus (Monterrey platyfish), 1738 nucleotides. RefSeq names its product tripartite motif-containing protein 16-like. The transcript has a single exon. NCBI's taxonomy places the organism in Eukaryota, Metazoa, Chordata, Actinopteri, Cyprinodontiformes, Poeciliidae. The record is from RefSeq and is a predicted model, not a curated record. Bases 65 to 1726 code for a protein of 553 amino acids. Gene Ontology annotation, molecular function: protein binding; zinc ion binding.
AGCAGAGUUCAGUUUCACUUUGGAGGCAGUGAAAAUCAGCAAGUUAUUCUCACUGCGAGGAGAAAUGGCACACACAGGAGUUCAGUUGUAUCGGGAAAAGUUCUCCUGUUCCAUCUGUUUGGAUCUACUGAAGGAUCCGGUGACUACAUCCUGUGGACACAGCUACUGCAUGAGCUGUAUUAAAGACCACUGGGAUGUAGAGGACCAGAAGGGAAUCCACAGCUGUCCUCAGUGCAGGAAGACUUUCAAUCGCAGACCUGACCUCCAGAAAAACACCCUGUUAGCAGAGUUAGUGGAGGACCUGAAGAAGACUGGACUCCGACAUGCUCCGGCCGACCACUGUUAUGCUGGACCUGGAGAUGUGGCCUGCGAUGUCUGCACUGGGAGGAAGAUGAAAGCUGUCAAGUCCUGUUUAUCCUGUUUGGCCUCCUACUGCCUGAGAGACCUCCAACCUCACUAUGAAUCUCAUGCUUUUAAAAAACAUAAACUUGUUAAAGCUUCUGUUGAACUUCAGCCGAACCUCUGCAGUCGUCAUGACGAGGUGAUGAAGAUCUUCUGUCGUACUGAUCAGCAGUCCAUCUGUUACCUCUGCACUAUGGAUGAACAUAAAGGCCAUGAAACAGUGCCAGCUGCAGUAGAAAGGACUGGAAAGCAGAAGAAGCUCCAGGUGAGGCGACAACAAAUCCAGCAGAGAAUCCAGAACAGUGAGGAAGACAUGAAGCUGCUUCAACAGGAAGUGGAAGUCAUCAAUGUCUCUGCUGAUAAAACAGUGGAGGACAGUGAGAAGAUCUUCACUGAGCUGAUCCGUCUCCUCCAGAAAAGAAGCUCUGAGGUGAAGCAGCGGAUCAGAUCCCAGCAGGAAACUGAAGUGAAUGGAGUCAAAGAUGUUCAGGAGAAGCUGGAGCAGGAGAUCACUGAGCUGAAGAGGAAAGACGCUGAGCUGGAGCAGCUCUCACACACACAGGAUCACAACCAGUUUCUCCUCAACUACCCCUCACUGCCAGAACUCAGCGAUUCUACACACUCAUCCAGCAUCGACAUCCGUCCUCUGAGACACUUUGAGGACGUGACAGCAGCUGUGUCAGAGCUCAGAGAGAAGCUACAGGACAACCUGAGGGACAUGUGGACGAAUGUCCCACUGACAGUCCCCCUGCUGGAUGUUCUCCUGUCAGAACCAGAACCUAAGACCAGGAAUGACUUCUUGAAAUAUUCAAAAAGAAUCACUCUGGACCCAAACACAGCAAACACACAUAUAUUAUUAUCUGAGGGAAACAAGAAAGGAACUUUGACGAAGGAAAUGCAGUUUCAUUUUGAUCAUCCAGACAGAUUCACUUAUUGUCAGGUCCUGAGCAGAGAGAGUCUGACUGGGCGCUGUUACUGGGAGGUGGAGUGGAGCGGGAGAAGAGUUGAUGUAGCAGUUUCAUACAAGAGCAUCAGCAGGUCAGGACAAGAAUGUGAGUUUCGAAGCAAUGACAAAUGUUGGUCAUUAUACUGUUGCACAGACUGGUACAUAUGUUGGCACAACAGAGUUGGAAAUCUAAUAUCAGUUCCGGUUUCGUCCAGAGUAGGAGUGUACGUGGAUCACAGAGCCGGUGUUCUGUCUUUCUACCGCGUCUCUGGAACCAUGACUCUCCUCCACAGAGUCCAGACCUGCUUCACUGAGCCGCUGCAUGCUGGAGUUGGGUUUUACGAUACUGGAGACUCUGCUAAGUUUAUUGGACUGUAACAAUAAACAGUU